UUGGAGAGAGAGGGAGAGGUAGAGAGAGCUCUCGUGUCCGGACGGCUCGGGAGUGGGUAGGCGAGACGCGCUUGGGGGGGCAGGGGAGGGAAGAUGAUGAGCAUGGCGCCUCAGCCUUCGGCUGGAGGCGGAGGUGGUGCCGUCGGCGGGGGCAUGGAGAAGCCGUGGAGCAGCGCCGAUGUGCUGCGUCGCAUCAUGGACCGCGUUUCGUUUCUGCUCCUUAAUGGAGUCUCCCAGCCGGGUGAUUUUAUCCAACUAUGCUUGUGGUUCUCCAAGGCUAUUGAUUCUGCAGUUGCAAAUAAUCAGAGGCCUGCCAAAGUUCAUGAUUUGCCUCAGUUAGUUAAAAAGGUGUAUGAACGUAAAUGUGAUCCCUCUCUUCAGCCAGCUAUUAUGGUUCUUAUGUUCUCCAUCAAGAAUGCUUGUAGAAGUGGGUGGUUCCAGCAGUCAGAUACUGAUGCAUUGCUUUCCCUUUCCGAUGAGAUAUCAAGCCGUUUUACUAGUAAAGGAAAUUACACUACGGAUGUGAAUAAUGUUCUUCCUCUUAUCACACAAGUGAUGUCCAGAUUCUGCCCUCACUUGAGAGUCUGCCAUGUCAUCGUCUCUGUUGAGGCCAAGCCUGGUUACAAUGUUCUGGUGACUGAUUUCUAUAUUCCGAGGACUCUUUGGACCAACUCGCAUGGAAGAAUCUGCCUGUUUGUUUCCCAGGUUGAGAAUUUGGAGACUUCUUCAUGCAUUACAAGUCCACCUCAAGUGAAUUUCUUAAUAAACGGACAAGGAGUGGAGGGAAGAAAUAAAGUAUCAAUGGAACCUGGGCCACAACUUCCAUCAGAUAUCACUGGGUUGCUUAAAGUUGGAAUCAAUCUUCUGCAGGCUAUUGGAAAGUUCACUGGUAGUUAUAUCAUUGCAAUUGCUGUAAUGGCUACUGCUUCCACUCCAGAUGCUACCUUGCUGAAAGAGUACGCUCAACCUGCAGUUUCAAUGCUUUCAUCAGAUGACGAGAUAAUUGAAGGCCCAUCACGAAUAUCUCUUAAUUGUCCCAUUAGCUUUCAGCGCAUUGGAACCCCUGUUAAAGGGCAAAAUUGUAAGCACAUUCAGUGUUUUGACUAUAACAACUUUAUGGAAAUAAACUCAAGAAAGCCAUAUUGGCGCUGUCCUCACUGUAAUCAGCCUACCUGCUGGAGUGACUUGCGUAUUGAUCAAAAUAUGCUGAAGGUGUUGACUGAGGUGGGGCGUGAUGUUUCUGAUGUGUUGUUUUCAAAUGAUGGGUCCUGGAAGCCUUGUGUUGAAAAAGAUGCUCACUCAGAUCUGCUUCCCCCGCAUUCUCCUCAAUUCUCAUCUAAUUCCAGCGGUGUAGUGGAUUUGACAAUAGAAACAGAAAGUGUGGUUGUUAAUGGAACAGGUUUAGAGAAUUUAAAUGAAAAGACAAUUCAAUACGUAUGCACUAAUAGCAAUGGCCUUGAAGCAGUUGAUAGAAAACCUUCUCAAGAGAUACUUGAUAGCUUGGUUCAUACUGAAAUUCAUUCUGGGACAUCAUAUGUUCAUCCUUCUGCAGAAUCAAUCCAGAGUCCUGAUGAACAAAUAAUGCGAGAUAUCUGGUUAAGGGCAACAUCAUCAAAUUAUGCCUCCAAUGGUUCUGCUGUUCCUGCAGCUUCUUUGGCUGCUUCAACAGUCCCCCAGCCUAAUCCAACUUAUUCCAGUGGAAAUCUGGUUUCUAUGCCUGCAGAUGCAGUUGGCAUCAUGCCUACCAGACAACUUGUAGAUACUCCUGGUGUUUAUCAACCAACUCUUUACCCUCUGCAAAGCAUAUCACCUGGUAUACAAGUUGCUGCUGAAGACUCCAGUGUGCACCACCCAUGGAUAAUUGGAAAUGCUAUAACCGAGCCAAGGAGGUCUUUGAUACCUAGAAAUGUCACCAGGUCACCUUUGGCUGUUCAGGCAUUGCCAGCUCAAGGACAACUGCAAACUGCAUUAUCCAGGGCAAGAAGUACCCUGAAUGCAAACUCAACUGUAGCGAAUGGACCAGCUGCACCUUCAACUGGCCCAUUGAUGACAGCAAAUCCAGAUGUUGGGACUAUGGAGAUGGAACAACAUCAAUUGCUCAGGCCGCAAAACAAUCUUUUGGGAGGUUUGGAAGUUUCAUCAAGUCCUGUGCCUGUAUGGUCAAACUCACAGGAACGCCAGCACCAUCCAAACCAACCUCUUCAAUCUGUUGCUGGCCGUCCAACCAUGAGCCAAGCUGGUUUACGGAAUACAUUGGAACAGCAAAGAACUGGUGUUCCCCCAACUCAACUUAGCUCCUUCAAGGACCAACAAAGUGUGCAAUGCCAACCUAACCUCAGGGUUCCUCAAACAAACAGGCAAUCUGAAACUAUUGUUCGGCAAGUUCCCACAUUUCCACCAUUACCUGUUCAUCAAUCCACACAACCAACUAUGGGUCUGGCCACUAGUUCUGGUACAUUGUUGGCAAUGCAUCCUACCACAAAUCAACAGAAUAUCUUGAGGAGAAAUGGCAUGGCAAAUGCCAUACCUGCUUCAUCUCAUGUGACCAGGCCGACACUAUCUUCAGGGUUGUCAAUUCCUAUGAGUAUUGAUAAUUCAAGACUUUCUAUGGAUCAGCAGUGGAGUAGCCCCAUUGCAUCAGUACCUAUGUGUGGAGCUACCAUACCAGAUAUGGCUUCCGAGCAGGACUGGAGGGCAGCUAGGCGGAUGAGAGGAAGCAUAAGCCUAAGCUCUGUCAGUGGCCGUAUCAAUCCUGGCCUUGUAAGCCACUACCCGAUGCAGCAGUAUCAUGGCCUGCAAGGGCAGCCAAGACCCUCCACUGUAUCAUCACAGCUGCCCACUGUAAUUGGAAACCAUCUGAUGGCCCAGAGGUCUGAAAGCCAUGCACGGACUGGAAAUCCAGCGCCCAUGAUGUAAAACACUGUUGUCGCUGGGUUCAGGUCGUGACGGUGGUGCGCGUCCUUUUUGGCAUGAAUUUUGCUCCCCGUCGUCCCAGUCAUCCUUUGAUUAAGGGAAGCCUGGACUUGAUGGUUAACUCAGUAGACUGUGAUUGAUGACAAUUUUGCCAAUGUCUAGGUGAGAUAGAUGGUCCCACGCUGCCACUCUGCUCUGUACAGGCGUAUAUUAUUGUGUCCACAGGAAAGUUGUAAAGAUCGCCUCUCAUCCUUUAGUUGAGAUCUCUUUCUUUAUUUUGAGCUGUAUCUCCAGUGCCAGUCAUAAUUUAUAAACUCUUUCUCUC
Messenger RNA from Nymphaea colorata (pocket water lily), 3238 nucleotides. RefSeq names its product E4 SUMO-protein ligase PIAL2-like. The record is from RefSeq and is a predicted model, not a curated record. The transcript has 16 exons. Gene Ontology annotation, biological process: protein sumoylation. The coding region runs from base 94 to 2916 and encodes 940 amino acids. Gene Ontology annotation, molecular function: SUMO ligase activity; zinc ion binding. Lineage: Eukaryota; Viridiplantae; Streptophyta; Magnoliopsida; Nymphaeales; Nymphaeaceae.